Messenger RNA from Oppia nitens, 801 nucleotides. RefSeq names its product cytochrome c oxidase subunit 5A, mitochondrial-like (gene COX5A). Gene Ontology annotation, biological process: mitochondrial electron transport, cytochrome c to oxygen. The record is from RefSeq and is a predicted model, not a curated record. The transcript has 2 exons. The coding region runs from base 186 to 677 and encodes 163 amino acids. Lineage: Eukaryota; Metazoa; Arthropoda; Arachnida; Sarcoptiformes; Oppiidae. Gene Ontology annotation, cellular component: mitochondrial inner membrane.
CGUAUUAAUUGAAUACAAACAACACUUUUGUUUGUUUGUAAAGCAAUUCUCCAUUUAAUUGUAGAUUUGCUUUGACUUAGACUUUGAGAUCAAUUAGAGAUCACUUUGUUGGACAAUAUUAGAUAUAAUUGAGUGGUAUUUAAGUUAAUAAAAGAUAAACCGAUUGUAUUUAGAUAUCUGAAGACAUGUUCGGACGCUUCGUAACAGUGAGUCGUUUGUCGGUUAGAGCCGUGAAGUUGCGGUCAUUGAAUGUAAUGAAUGUGACCCGAAGUGCAUCAUCUAGUGUUGACCCGAACCCGGGUUUGGCGGCACCAAAACAUGGCCGAAAAGAGACGGAGGAAGAGUUUGACCAAAGAUAUAUCAAUUACUUUAACCGUAAAGAUAUCGAUGGCUGGGAAAUCAGGAAAGGCAUUAACGAUAUGCAUGGUAUGGAUUUAGUCCCCGAACCAAAAGUGGUGAUCGCCGCUCUUCAUGCUUGCCGUCGGGUCAAUGAUUACGCACUGGCCGUCAGAUAUCUUGAGGCACUCAAAUUCAAGAGUAGGGAAAACAAAGAGAUAUAUCCAUACAUUAUUCAAGAGAUUAGAUCGACUCUCGACGAGUUAGGUAUCAGUACUCCUGAAGAGUUGGGUUACGGCGAACCCGAGUUAGCUCUGGCCAACCCUUUCGAUAUGCAUUAGUCUUAUUGUCUAUUAUUGUUUAUUUGCUGCCAUUACUUACUGUAUAAUUAAAGUAUAGUCUCUAUAGUUAGUAAUGAUAAUAAAUACAAUUUAUUUAAAAAUCUAAAAUAUUGUUUUAAUAAUC